Bufo bufo (common toad) is the source of this 4051-nucleotide messenger RNA. RefSeq names its product TOG array regulator of axonemal microtubules 2 (gene TOGARAM2). Bases 333 to 3209 code for a protein of 958 amino acids. Gene Ontology annotation, cellular component: cytoplasmic microtubule; cilium. Gene Ontology annotation, biological process: microtubule cytoskeleton organization. Gene Ontology annotation, molecular function: microtubule binding. The record is from RefSeq and is a predicted model, not a curated record. Lineage: Eukaryota; Metazoa; Chordata; Amphibia; Anura; Bufonidae. The transcript has 20 exons.
GGGGGCCGUGAGAUGAUUUACAGCCACGGAAACGGUUGUCAGGGCCAACCACUAAAUAACAGACCCCCUGACUCCUGAUGGCCAAAUCAGGGCAGUGAUUAUAACAUAUGAAGAAUAGACGGCACUUGGGACAAGUUCAUGAACACUGGACAAAGACGUGAUCAGGUGGAGGAGACAUUACUAGAUCCAGGGGUGAUGUGAGACCCCAUAGCUGCUUCAAGUGGAUGGUGUACAAUGCUGGGACUGAGGAGUUUCUGGAAGAACAUAAUGACACGAGGUUUCCCGCAGGAGUCGUUUUGUGACAGAAAACCCACAAACCUUCCGGGGACACCAUGACCCACAAUGAUUAUACAGCAGCCAACUUCAGAGCCUCAGUUGCUGUUUAUUGUGGCAGCGUUCCCAAAAUGAAGCCCGGGUACAUGUCUCUCCGAAAUGGCAAAGUCGACAACAACCUACAGCUGUACGGGAACCGAUGGGGGGCGGCUGACACAGCCGCUCUUCAGUCCACAUUAAGCCUGCAGGUGAAGAGGCCGUACAUGUGGAGGGGAGAUGAUCUGCAGCCUGAGAUUUUGGAUACUGAACAGAAAAAUGAAUCCCUUCACCUAAAACUGAAAAAUCCGAGUAAUAAGAACCACAGGGAGGAAGAGGUGGACAGUGCAGUCCUGGAGACAGCCCGGCUGAAGGACAAGCUCAAGAGGAAGAUGUCUGAAAGUUCUAGCGCCCGAGGGGCUCCAUCUGAGCUGAUAAGUUCCCUGAACGCCCCCCUGAAGCCUGCAGUUCCCAGGAGCGCCUCCCAGAGGUUAAUGAAUGUGACGAAACCUGUACCCCCCAUACGGAGGAGCCCCACUCUUCAGAGCAACGUAGCAGAGAGCGGCACGCAGAGGAACCGGACAGAGAGCGGGGACGGAAGGAGAGCGGAAGACGCCUCAUACGUAGAGUCUCUACAACUCGCGCGCUCUGGCGAGGAUAAGAACCGUAAGCCUCUAGUUGGGGCUGUGAUUCCUCCUAUAACCAAAUCAUCCGCCGUUCCCGCAGAGCCGACUGAGAAUGGCUUCAUUAAAAGCAGUACUCCGGGGGAUGAGGGCAAAUCCAGCAGCUCUAUAGACGCUGAUCAAACAGACGCCUGUGCCAUGAAUGCCAUGGAAACCAACUUGGAACUGGUCUCUUUAAAACCGAUCCCAUCGUCUGCAGCCAAAGACCCUGACGCCGUUCCACUCCCCGUCAAAGAGGAGGAGGAAGGGAAGGAGAACAAUGCUCGGAUUAUCUUUACUAUAUCCAAGUCUGCGCAAGACAAGAUGAGACAGAAACAGCAGGAGAUAGAAAAUAUUCAUAAUGAAAAAAGAAGGAGCCAAAAGCAAUUGUGGGACCGGCUACAAGGAGUGGAUUCUGGAGAACCAGGGCCCGUGACCUCAUUCAGUCUUAGUGGGGUUAGCACAGUGCCUCUAGUUUCAGAGAAGAGACCAGGAGUACAGAAUAUAAGCUUGAACAAAUGGGUGAGUCGCCCGUCUCUGCCCAGUAUCCCCACUGUGAACCAGGACACCAACAGUGAUUUUCGCCACUCGUCAGCAUAUUCUUUACCUGCCACCUUCCUGGACUGCUCUGACUGGGACUCCGAUUCUGAGAAUGGCGGUCCGGGUACUGGUCCAAUGUCUCAUCCAGAGCAAGGGUUGUUGGAGGCUCUGAAGUGGCUCAAUCACAAAGACUGGGAGCAGAAGGAGAAGGGUCUGAUCAGUAUGAGGUGCCUGGUGUCCUGGCAUCCCGAGGUCCUAUUCUCCAGACUUCAUGACGUCAGCAUAGCAGUGACCAGAGAGGUCAGCAAUCUGCGGUCCAAAGUCUCCCGUAACGCCAUCAAAACCCUGGGGGACCUGUUCAAAGCCCUCCGAAGAAAUAUGGACCAAGAAGUAGAAGAGAUCACCCGGGUCCUGCUCCACAAGAUCGGGGAUUCCAAUGAUUUCAUUCGAGAGGAGUCAGACAAGUCUCUAGGAGUCAUGGUGGAAUACGUCAGCCCAUCCAAGGUCCUUUCUGCUCUGAUUGCCGGGGGCAUCAGUCACCGGAACAGCGCGGUGAGAAAGUGCGCGGCGAAGCAUCUCAUGGCCGCGGUGGAACAGUUGGCGGGCGACAAACUCCUGUCGGGGCCCCGGGAGAGCACAGACGCCUUUCUCAGGACCCUCGUAAAACUGAUGCAGGACGGGCAGCAAGACACCAGGUUCUAUGGGAGGCGGAUGUUCAGCUUAGUGAUGGCGCACCCUAAAUUCGAACAGCAGAUGGAACGCUUGAUCCCGUCACAUGACCUGCGGGAACUUAUCGUCACGGUUAAACAGAAGGAAGCGAGUGACAGCGUUUCAGACGUUCCAUCCGCCAGGAGUCAGCGGCCUCUGCAGAAGAGCAGCGUCCUGGCGAGUGCGGACGCCAGAGACCAGGAGGCUCCGGAAUCAGACCACAGAGUAAGCCAGCCCGUAGAGGUGGAAUCAGAACCUCAAGAGUCCCCGGUCCCUCGGCGGCAGCCUGUCCGUGUGGCAGAGGCCACGGAGCAAGUAAAGGAGCUCAUCAAACUACUGACAGCCAAGGAAUAUCAGAGCAAAAUGAACGGCGUGACGCUCCUGCUGGAGCACUGCAAGAGCAACGUCAAGCUCGUCACCUCCAACAUUACCCAAAUUUUUGAUGCCUUUAACCCCAGGCUGCAGGAUGCCAACAAGAAGGUGAAUCAGUAUGCGCUGGAGUCGGCUGCUGUCAUGGUCCCGCUCCUCAAGGACAGCCUGCACCACGUCUUAGUCCCUAUGGUGACCGUAAUCACAGACAACCUGAACUCCAAGCACUCCGGCAUCUACACGGCUGCAGUCAGGGUUCUGGACACGCUGAUCUCCAGUAUAGAUAAUUUGUGGCUUUUGCAGCCAUUUGCCGGCAGAGUCCGUUUUCUCAGCGGCCGCGCCAUGAAUGAUGUGACCGAGCGAUUGUCAGGCCUGGUGACCUCUGUCUACCCCCGGAAGCCUCAGGCGGUGGAGCGCCAUGUCUUACCGGUGCUUUGGUAUUUCUUAUCGAAUAUCACCGGGAAUGGAGUCCUGCCUGGACGGAAUGGGAAUUUCAAGGACGUGGUGACCAAACUGACAAGAAGCCUGCACAAAGUGAUGGGGCCCAGCCUUGAGGAGUACGCCUCCGCUCAGUCGCAGCACGCCGUCAGGAUGUUGGCUGACAUGCUGGGCACCAAGUGAAGAAAUGGAUUUAUUUUUCAUGAACUUAUUAAAGUGCGAGGAGGAGAUGGAACGUGCGUGCCAGAGAUUGGGCCUCAUUUAUCAAACCUCCUGAAUCCCCAUCUUCUGGACAGUUCUCAGCUACACCCCCAAUUCACGCAGAAAUGGCCACAAAAAAUUUCCUGAAACGCCUACAAAAAUUUCCCGAAAUGCCCCCUUUGGGGCAUAUUUAUAUAAAAACCACCCCUUAGAGGGUCAGUUGGAAGGAAGCUAGCGGCCAACGAGGCCAUUUGAGUGAAAUAUGGCCCAAUGUACUUAAUAUAAUUAAGGUGUAAAUGAUAUAUUUUGGACUUUGGCCCCAACCAUCACCCAAUAGUCCUUAUUCGUGGUACUGUCCUGCUAACUGGGCCACAAAAAGGCGGAGUUUGUACUAAUUUGCAUUAAAGGGGCGUCUCCAUCGGAACUGGAUGGAGUUUAAAACGUUCUUAAUUUAGGAUUCAUAUAUUGGCUAGAGAAGCAGCAGAUGACGUUGUAUCUCAGGGGUCCGUCAUAGGAUUCCAUUAUUUAUUACUGCUUCAUCCAUUCGGAGGAUCCUCAAGACGAUAAAAUAGUUUUAGCACCAGCUUGGCAUUUAAACAGUUAAAAACUACAUUUAUGUCCACUAGCUGCAGAUAUCGGACUUCAUGUGCCCUGUACUGCCUGUCAGCUACAUCAUUUCUUAUACUCUGCCUCAAGAGCUGCAUUCAUAAUUCUGCUUCUUUCCUUUAGGCCUCAUGCACAUGGCCGUUGCGCGUCCGUUCCGUGCUUUGGGGACAGAAAUUUGCGGUCCCCAAUGCACAGGCAACGUCCGUGCCACGGCCGGG